This is a messenger RNA of Eruca vesicaria subsp. sativa (arugula), 387 nucleotides long. NCBI's taxonomy places the organism in Eukaryota, Viridiplantae, Streptophyta, Magnoliopsida, Brassicales, Brassicaceae. The record is from the annotation of a GenBank genome assembly.
AUGGCUCGUACGAAGCAAACCGCUAGAAAGUCCACCGGAGGAAAAGCUCCAAGGAAGCAGCUCGCCACCAAGGCGGCGAGGAAAUCUGCGCCAACCACAGGUGGAGUGAAGAAGCCUCAUCGUUACCGUCCCGGAACAGUGGCUCUUCGUGAGAUAAGGAAGUACCAGAAGAGUACAGAGUUCAAUCUUGUUCGUGAGAUUGCUCAGGACUUUAAGACUGAUCUGAGGUUUCAGAGCCACGCUGUCUUAGCUCUUCAGGAAGCUGCGGAGGCUUAUCUUGUUGGUCUGUUCGAGGACACUAAUCUUUGUGCCAUUCAUGCUAAAAGGGUUACUAUUAUGCCCAAGGAUAUUCAGUUGGCUAGAAGGAUUCGUGGAGAACGUGCUUAA